Daucus carota subsp. sativus is the source of this 1008-nucleotide messenger RNA. RefSeq names its product tetraspanin-6. Gene Ontology annotation, cellular component: plasmodesma; plasma membrane. NCBI's taxonomy places the organism in Eukaryota, Viridiplantae, Streptophyta, Magnoliopsida, Apiales, Apiaceae. Bases 1 to 846 code for a protein of 281 amino acids. The record is from RefSeq and is a predicted model, not a curated record. The transcript is spliced from 3 exons. Gene Ontology annotation, biological process: auxin-activated signaling pathway.
AUGUAUAGGUUUAGUAAUACAGUGAUAGGGUUCUUGAACCUUUUCACUCUCUUAGCAUCGAUACCGAUUAUUGGAGGAGGUUUAUGGAUGGCUAGGAGCAAAACAACAUGCGAGAGUUUUCUUCAAACGCCGCUUCUAGUAAUCGGCUUUGUAAUUCUCAUUAUUUCGCUUGCUGGAUUCAUUGGAGCUUGCUUUAAUGUUGCAUGGGCACUUUGGGUGUAUUUAGUUGUCAUGUUGUUCCUUAUAGGGACUUUGUUAGGCUUAACUCUUUUUGGUUUUGUGGUCACCAGCCGAGGACAUGGAGUGGAAGUUCCUGGUAGGGUUUAUAAGGAGUAUCAUCUUGAAGAUUACUCUCCCUGGUUUAAGAAAAGAAUUAAGGAUCCUCAGUAUUGGAUGACCAUCAAAAAUUGCCUUUUGGGUUCAAAAACAUGUGCCCAAAUUUCUUACUGGACUCCUAUUGACUAUCUUACCAGAGAUAUGUCUCCUGUUCAGUCUGGUUGUUGCAAGCCACCAACUACAUGCAAUUACGCAGGGACAAUGUUAGCUCAGGAUGAAGAUUGUUAUCACUGGAAUAAUGCACCAAAUUUGUUGUGCUACGACUGCGAUUCAUGCAAAGCCGGAGUUCUUGAGAGUGUAAAAUUAGACUGGCACAAGCUCUCUGUCCUGAAUAUUGUCAUGAUUGUCCUCCUGAUUGGCAUCUACUCAAUUGGAUGUUGCGCAUUCCAGAAUACUAAAAGGGCCGAAAGCGAUUACCCAUAUGGCGAAAAUCGGAUGUCUAAAGUCCAUCCCAGAUGGGAUUUUCACUGGUGGAGAUGGUGGCAUGAUAGAAGAAACCAGCUUUACUAGAAGAAAAUAUGUUUUUUUCUUUUCUUAUCAUAUUCACAAAUUGUAUGGACAUAAAUUUCAGCUCAGCCUUUUUUUUUGCCUGCAUACAUACAGCUUUUUUAUUUUGGUGUGUAAAGAAACAUUUACCUUUAAAUCAAGGGCCAAACCUGCUUUUCUUUUUUA